Protomyces lactucae-debilis is the source of this 474-nucleotide messenger RNA. RefSeq lists its product as uncharacterized. The record is from RefSeq and is a predicted model, not a curated record. Bases 1 to 474 code for a protein of 157 amino acids. NCBI's taxonomy places the organism in Eukaryota, Fungi, Ascomycota, Taphrinomycetes, Taphrinales, Protomycetaceae. The transcript has a single exon.
AUGCUGAGAACACUCUUCAAUGCUCGUGCUUUCUCGGUGCAGACCAUCAACCGGCCCACAAAAGCGAAUGGAGGUUUUGGGGAGGAGCAGCGCAAGCAGACUGGCAAACGGCCAGCUGAAGACACGGCGCCGUAUCAGAACGAGUACAGCAGUUCAGGGACACAUGACGAGAUUGCACACGGAGAUGAGGCCUUCUCUGCCAAUACAGAUCCUGCCGAAUCAAGCCGCAAGACUGGCGGAUCUCUAGAUUCAUCUGGAGCAAAUUCAGCAGCUUCGCGUUCAGAGCAGGACGAUCACAAAGCUCGCAACACCAACACUCAAGCUUCUGGCUACAACAAGACAGACGCAGCUUCAGCUAAGAACACAGGCGGCCAGAACAAGGCCUCCUCCCAAGAUGCAUCGACGAGCAAGUUUGAAAAGCUGAGCAGAGAUCCUCCGACGCAACAUCCAGUGGCGGAAAAGACCCGCAAAUAG